Molecule: messenger RNA, 1330 nt
Organism: Daphnia pulicaria
Lineage: Eukaryota; Metazoa; Arthropoda; Branchiopoda; Diplostraca; Daphniidae
Product: EARP-interacting protein homolog
Exons: 6
Coding region: 94-1230 (378 amino acids)
Biological process (GO): protein ubiquitination
Molecular function (GO): protein binding
Source: RefSeq, a predicted model, not a curated record
CCGGCAAUAGAUGGCGUUCAUUCUGUGUUUACUUCUGAUCUGACAUGUAUACAAAUCAGUUUAGAGAAUUAAUCAUAUAAUCUAAUAUAUCGAAUGGAAGAGGAAGCACCAAUCAUUUAUGGUCUUGAUUUUCAGGCCCGGUCAUUGUGCGCUCAGUAUGGAGAAACCGAAAUGGUUCGAUUUUUGAUUGGUACACAGUCACUGAAAUCAGAAAAUUCCAUACACUGUGUUGAAUAUGAUGAAGAAUCUGUUUUGGUGAGCAAAUUUGUUUACCCUCAUCCACUUGGAGAGAUAUGGCAGACAAAUGCCCACCCUAACCAGGCAGACAUAGUCGGAACUGUUCACAAAGGUUCAAAUCAAAAGAUGUUAGCAACUAUCUAUAAAAUGAGCCCUGUGCCGAGUAUUGGACAGUCAAUCGAUUCCUUGGAUUCAACAUCUCAUGGGCAAUUAGAAGUCCUAGCAAGUUUGGGAGCAGAAGAUCAAGAAGUAGCAAAAUUUUUGUGGCAACCAAACGAUGGCAACAAAGUGGUGACAGUGAACACAGAUAGCAGAAUUAACGUUUGGGACUUUAGUAGCGAAUGCAGAGUUCAGAAUGAAUUGCAUUCAGAACCCCUAGUCAAGACACACAAUCAAGUGACGGCCGCCAAUUGGUCUCCGCACCACGGCACCAAUCAAAUCGCAGUAGCCAUGGAGACGAACUUGCAAGUGGUGGACCUUCGCUCGAUCAACAAGGGGUCGAUUUAUAACCUAGAAAAUGCUCACAUUGAGCCUAUCAGAGAUUUAGAUUUCAAUCCGAAUCGUCAAUACUACAUGGCCACAUGCGGCGACGACGGAUGUACCAAAUUCUGGGACGUGCGCAACAUCAGCAGUCCCGUCCUCAGCCGUCACGACCACUAUCAUUGGGUAUGGCAGGUACGGUAUAACGUAUUCCACGAUCAAUUGGUGUUAACAGCAGGAAGCGACGCUCGGGUGGUUUUAACUUCAGCAGCGUCCUUGUCAUCCGAGCCCUUUGGCAAACUUAUGUCUGACGAUAAGGACAACGACGAAGAUGACGAUGUUCGGAGUCCUCUGGCGGACGGCGUGAUAACCGCUUACGAAGAGCACGAAGAUUCCGUGUAUUCGGUAGCCUGGUCCAGCGCCGAUUCCUGGACGUUUGCUUCCCUCUCGUACGGUGGCCGGCUACUGAUUCAUCGCGUUCCACGCUCGUUAAAACACAGCAUCCUUUUUUAAAUGUAGCUCCCAUGUUUUCACCUGUGGAUUAAUUUAUGAAUGCCGUUGAAUGGCAGAGAUCGAGCCGGGACAUACAUUAAACGUGUUAAACAAAAAAAAA